AUGGCCACGGCAAUGGGGAAACGCCUUGAGGGCAAAACCAUUGUGAUUACGGGCGCAUCCUCCGGUAUUGGAAAAAGCACGGCAAAGGAAUUUGCAAGAACAUCGCCGAAGAACCUCAAAUUGAUUGUUACCGCCCGACGGAUUGACUCAUUGAAGCAACUCGCACAGGAGAUCAAGGAGGAAGUUGGUGAUGGUGUUAAGGUCUUCCCAGUCCAGCUAGAUGUUAGCAACCCCGAGCAAAUCAACAACUUUGUGCCGUCCUUGCCAGCUGAAUUUCGGGAGAUUGAUAUAUUGGUUAAUAAUGCCGGACUCGUCAAAGGUGUCGCCAAAGCCCCUGAAAUCGACCCAAAAGAUAUAGAUAUUAUGUUUUCCACAAACGUCACUGGCCUCAUAAAUAUGACCCAGGCAAUCCUACCUAUCUUCAAAAAGAGAGAUGAAGGAGGUCGUGGCGAUAUUAUUAACAUUGGAAGCGUUGCUGGAAGAGUACCAUAUCCUGGUGGCAGCAUAUACUGCGCAAGCAAGGCUGCAGUUCGAAGCUUCACGGAUGCCUUGAGAAAGGAGCUAAUUACAACGAGAAUUCGGGUUAUUGAGAUUGACCCCGGCCAGGUGGAGACGGAGUUCUCCCUUGUUCGGUUCUAUGGAGACAAGGCCAAAGCCGAUGCCGUAUAUGCUGGCUGUGAACCUCUCACGGGCGACGACAUCGCCGAAAUUGUUGUCUUUGCUGCUGGCCGUAGAGAGAACGUCGUUAUUGCGGAUACCCUAAUAUUCCCUCAGCAUCAGGGUUCACCCACAGAUCUCUACAAAAAAUCACCAUGA
Messenger RNA from Histoplasma capsulatum G186AR, 816 nucleotides. RefSeq names its product oxidoreductase. Gene Ontology annotation, molecular function: oxidoreductase activity. NCBI's taxonomy places the organism in Eukaryota, Fungi, Ascomycota, Eurotiomycetes, Onygenales, Ajellomycetaceae. The coding region runs from base 1 to 816 and encodes 271 amino acids. Gene Ontology annotation, cellular component: cytosol. The transcript has 5 exons. The record is from RefSeq and is a predicted model, not a curated record.